Molecule: messenger RNA, 1072 nt
Organism: Wasmannia auropunctata (little fire ant)
Lineage: Eukaryota; Metazoa; Arthropoda; Insecta; Hymenoptera; Formicidae
Gene: Sld5
Product: DNA replication complex GINS protein SLD5
Exons: 3
Coding region: 300-947 (215 amino acids)
Biological process (GO): DNA-templated DNA replication; double-strand break repair via break-induced replication
Cellular component (GO): GINS complex
Source: RefSeq, a predicted model, not a curated record
AAAACUCAUUGAUUUUGAACGAAACGCCAUUUAAUAAACGCGAUCGAUAAAUAUAUAACUGCAACUUGGAGAUAAUCACAUGGAAUUCAAAAUAGCCCCCGAAAUGUAGCGGUUGGCUACUACUGAAGUAUUUAUAUUUCAGUGUUGGCUACAUCGGCUGUGAUCACUGAUCAUCUACACGCGGAUCCCGCCGUAUGUAAUGAAUUGCAAUGGCCUUUUUGGUAGCAAUGCAUUGGCAUCGGUGACAACAUUGUGAUGAUUUGUAAGGACGGAUAUUCUCGAGGACCAACACGACAGCCAUGGAAGAGAGCCUUGACAACUUGCUCGGCGACGGGGACGGCGUCGAGGAGCUGACGGCGCAGACGGCGCUUCAGGAGAUCGAGAACGCCUGGAUGAACGAGAGAUUCGCACCGGAGAUCCUGCCGCACCAGUCCGACCUGGUGGACUGCAUGCUGCAGCAGAUCGCGCACAUGGAGGAGAACAUUAGGAGGUUAGACAGGUGCGAUCUGCGUGCGCUGGUCCACCGGAUGGAGCUCGAUCGGAUCAAGUACGUCAUCAGCAGCUACCUGCGCGCGCGCCUGGAGAAGCUCGAACGUUACACGAUCCACAUCCUGGAGGAGGAGGCGAACAGGAGCCCGGAGGAGGCCUACCUGACGCCGGGUGAGUCGCGCUUCGCCAACGAGUACCGGGCCAGUCUGGAGACGCUCUUCAGGACGGUCGCGUUGCAGCACAUGCCGGCCAACUUUCAAAAAUUCGAGGAGAACAACUUCAACAUUAAGCCCAAUCUGCAGGCGCACGUGUUCCUGCGUGCGAAUCGCAGGGUCACCGGCAUCGUCCUGCCUGGCAUGUUGAACGAGGAGAUAGACUUUGAAGAAGGCUCGCAGCACAUUAUACAGUACAGCGCUGUGGCACACUUGGUUAAAUCCGGUGUAGUGCAGUUGAUUUGAUAUUCUUUGAUUCAAGGAAACGACUUGAGAGAAGUGAAAGGUUCGAUGAUGAAACUUAAACAUUUGAGGACAUGUGGCUCGGAUUCGGAGUAUCGAAGAUAAAUACGAUCGAAUCUAAUUUCUCC